This is a messenger RNA of Fraxinus pennsylvanica, 474 nucleotides long. NCBI's taxonomy places the organism in Eukaryota, Viridiplantae, Streptophyta, Magnoliopsida, Lamiales, Oleaceae. The record is from the annotation of a GenBank genome assembly.
AUGUUCAACUGGCAGAACGAAUAUAUGGAGUUACUGGUGGUAGUAACACAAAUCACUCCAUCUGCAAUGUCAAUGGUACCAAUUGUCAGAAAAUCAAUGGAUCACAGAAAAUACAAAGGCAGAAAUCUUGGUUCCUUCAUCCUCUUUCUGCUUCCUCUUCAUCAAUCUCUCCUCGAGAGCGGAAUGGAUCUAGAGAUGGUUGGAUCGCCAUUUUUGUGGGUGAGCAUUACGUCCAAGGGGGAGCUUGUAAAUUACUGGGAUCUGGACGGUGGACUCGAUUUUACAGAUGAUUUACUGAUGGACUCGGAGAAGUUGGGUUUUUUGGAGAAUGAGUUGAUUCAGCUGAAUGUGAGUUUCAUGGGCAAAUUCCCCAUGGUAGUGGAGGAAAAUUUGGGAUCUUUCGGGUUCGGGAAGGUGCCAAGUUCUGAGGAGAGGAUUAUCAGAAUGGGUGUGGCUCACCGCCUAACCGGUUGA